AUGGCAUCAAGGCUCCUCGAGACAGGUAGCACACAAUUGAUCCGAAAUACAGCUGCACAACAACUUGCGGAUGUUCAGAAGGCACACCCCGAAGAGCUUUUCAAUCUUCUGACUCGAGUCGUUCCCUACCUAAGACACAAGACAUGGGACACUCGGAUUGCUGCAGCGAAGGCAUUAGGAGGAAUUGUAGAUAAUGCAGAAAGAUAUGAUCCAAAUGGCGAAGACGGAUCAACAAAGAACAAGCCCAAAAAAGAGGAAAAUGGCUUUCACAUCAAGAAGGAAGAACCAGCUGAUGAGACACCUCUCGCUGAAGGUCAACUGAGUUUGGAUUCCCUCGACGUUGUCUCUAUUCUUAGAUAUGGAAAAGAGCUAUUAAGGGGUGGUGGCAAAGACAUUGAUUAUGCUCUUGCCACAAUGAAUCCAGCACAACGCCUUGCACAUCAAAAGAAGACCCUUUCUGGUCGACUUGGUCUCUUAGGCGAAUACUUCGAGGAAGAUAUUGACAUCGACUAUCCUCCACCGAAACAUAAUGGAGCACCAACACCUCAAAUCCCAACAUCGAACGGUCACAAUGGUAAUGGCACCAAGACACCGAGCACUCCUGCCGACGAACUUGGUCUGAGUGCAAGACAACUAAACCAGUUGAAGCGGAAACGAAAACGAGAAGCCCAACACGCAGGAAGCAAGAAUAAGUUGAUUGAUUUGUCCAUUCGACGAUCAAGUACGAUGGAGUCGAUUGGCGGUGACACUACCAUGUCAGACAUCGUUGAUGAUAAUCCGAAUGGGGUGUCUGACUUACUAUCAGUGGGGCGAGCCGAAGACGUUGACGAGGAUGCGAAGGUGGUCUCCGAAUUCAAAGGUCCGAUCUUGCCCAUCAAAUCUGAAUUAGAGACAGAAGAAGAAGCUGAAGGAGGCGAAUGGCCCUACGAGCGUCUCUGCGAGUUUCUCAUGGUUGACCUCUUCGACCCUCAGUGGGAAACCAGACACGGUGCUGCGAUGGGAUUGAGAGAAAUUAUUCGAGUACAUGGUGCUGGAGCAGGUCGAGCACGAGAUAAAACUCGGACUGAGAACGACUUACUCAACAGACGAUGGCUUGACGACCUCGCUUGCCGACUUUGUUGUGUAUUUAUGCUGGACAGAUUUGGCGACUACGUUUCUGAUACUGUCGUUGCUCCAAUUCGAGAGACAGUAGGACAGACUUUGGGAGCUUUACUCAUCCACCUUCCUGCCACAACCGUUUAUGCUGUACAUCGAAUCCUUUAUCGAAUGGUCAUGCAAAAUGAUCUCAAGCUCGAGAAGCCUGGAUGGGCGAUCUGCCAUGGAGGCAUGAUCGGCUUGCGAUAUCUCGUCGCCGUCCGCAACGAUCUUCUGCUCAAAGACAGCGACCUGAUUGAUGGUGUCAUUCGCGCUGUUAUGAAAGGUCUUGGAGAUUGGGACGACGAUGUUCGCUCGGUCAGUGCUGCAACACUUAUUCCAAUCGCAAAGGAGUUUGUCAACUUGCGCCCAGAAGCGUUGGACGGUCUCAUCAAUAUCGUAUGGGAGUGCUUGUCCAAUCUGGGAGAUGAUCUCAGCGCGAGUACUGGUCAAAUCAUGGAUCUCCUUGCCAAGCUUUGUAGUUUCCCGGAGGUUCUGGAGGCUAUGAAGAAGAAUGCAGCCAGAGAUUCCGAACAAUCCUUCGCACUUCUUGUGCCACGGCUAUACCCCUUCUUGAGACAUACCAUCACAUCAGUACGAUCUGCUGUUCUCCGUGCUCUAUUGACGUUCGUCAACAUUGAGGGCGAUGGCACUCGAGACUGGCUUAAUGGCAAAAUCCUGCGGCUCAUCUACCAAAAUAUUCUCGUCGAGCGUAAUCAAGAUACACUCAACCUCUCCUUACAAGUGUGGGCUUCUUUGGUGAAGUAUCUAGCCAAGGAUCCUGCAGACCUCGCUGAGCAAUUUUCUAUGCACAUCGAGCCUCUAAUGCAGCUCACACUCCAUCCAAUUGGUGUGUCACGCCAUCCCUUACCAAUGAACGCUACACUCUUCCAGAAGCCCUCCGGUAGCACAUACUCUAUGCCUGCAGGAUUCGUACCUAUCACGACCAUCCGACAAAUCACUCCACCUCAACCAUCAGAACCUCCAGCCAAGAAGCAACGACGAAAAUCUACAAAGAAUAUUGAACCUGUUCCUACGACAUCUUCUCACGAUGUGGAUGGCCACAUGAUGCAAGGAGAUGUUGAUUUGGUGGGUAUAGAUAUCCUCAUCAGAUCGAGAAUUUAUGCUGCAAAAGCCAUGGGUCUCAUUAUGUCACUUGUUCCCUUUAAUACAUUGGAACCAUAUGAUGCGAACAUAAUCCCGGGCUUGACAUCUGCUUUCUCAUCUACCCAGCUUACAGCCUCGUUGAUCAUCGAUGAGUAUGCUAAGAACUGCACCUCAAAGGACCAACCAGCACGAUUUGUUGAUCAUCUAAUUAAGAUCAUUGAGUCAGAUCGUCCAGUGCAUUACCGGGACCUUGUUAGCUUUACGCAAUUGGUUCGCGCUCAGUGUUCUCAGCUACUCAACACCUUCCGAGACGUUGGUAAAGUGUCUCAAGGUCGGCUACCUGUUCUUGCAGUCGUGGUCCAAGGAGAGCCUGAAGCUGGACCUGAUGCCUUCUCAAUCUUUACUGCAGAUAAGGUUGUCAAUGAUGACUUUGAGAGACUCAAGAAGGCAAUGCCAGCUGCUCAGAGAUUGAUCGCCACACAGGCUUUGACAGAAGCUCGUGAACAAACUGUCGAGACCAUCACCACGGCCAAGUCGAUCAAGGAAACACGUGAUAUUCGGAUCAAGGCUGCCGCAGCAAGCGCCUUAGUUGCCAUGAAGGUAUCACCGAAGAAACCCACUCAUAUCAUCAAGGGUAUGAUGGACAGCGUGAAGAAAGAGGAGAACGUCGAACUUCAGCAAAGAUCUGCUUCUUCCAUUGCCAGACUUGUUGAGCUCUUUGCUGAGGGAGGGCGCGCUGGACCAGCUCAGAAGGUUGUCUCCAACUUGGCUAAGUUCAGUUGCAUUGAUACAUCUGAGACACCCGAGUUUGGACCAAACGCAGUCUUCACGGCCAACAUUCUGUCGCUUCGGAAGGAAGAGGACCGAAGAGAUCAUCCUGAUGCUGCGAAGUUUGCCAAGGAAGCUAAAGAGGCCAGAAUCGUCCGACGUGGUGCUAAGGAGGCUUUGGAGCAGUUAUCAGCCAUAUUUGGUCCCCAGCUGUUGGACAAAGUACCCACACUCAAAACUAUCAUGGAAGAUGCUCUGACCUACGCAUUCUCUGGGCCUCUGCCAGCAGAUACCAAGGAUCCAGAACAAGAAGCUGGACAAUCUGCCAUUGAUGCCAUGUCAGUGCUUCGUGCCUUGACGCCAACAUUGAGCAAGGAGUUGCAUCCUUUUGUCAUUCACCUGCUGCCUUUGGUCAUCAAAGCCUUGCAUUCAGAACUGUCUGUCUUCAGAUACAUGGCUGCAAAAUGUCUUGCUACUGUAUGCAGUGUGAUUACCAUUGAAGGUAUGACCAUGCUCGUUGAGAAUGUACUUCCAUCGAUCAGCAAUCCUAUCGACCUCAACUUCCGCCAAGGAGCGAUCGAGUCUGUCUAUCAUCUCAUUCAUGUCAUGGGUGACAGCAUCUUACCAUAUGUUAUUUUCCUCAUCGUACCUGUACUUGGUAGGAUGAGCGAUUCUGACAACGAUGUGCGACUGAUUGCCACCACGACCUUCGCGACACUGGUCAAGCUUGUGCCAUUAGAAGCAGGUAUUCCAGAUCCCCCAGGAUUGUCAGAAGAAUUGUUGAAGGGACGUGAUCGUGAACGACAAUUCAUCGGUCAGCUGCUUGAUCCCCACAAGAUCGAGCCAUUCCAUAUUCCUGUCGCUAUCAAAGCAGAACUCCGAUCGUACCAACAGGAAGGUGUCAACUGGCUCAACUUCCUCAACAAGUACCAUCUUCAUGGUAUUCUUUGCGACGAUAUGGGUCUCGGCAAGACUUUGCAGACACUCUGCAUCGUUGCUAGUGAUCACCAUAAUCGAGCAGAAGACUAUGCAAAGACGAAGAAUCCAGAUGCUCGCAGAUUGCCAUCGCUCAUUGUCUGCCCUCCAACGCUCUCUGGUCAUUGGCAACAAGAGAUCAACACUUAUGCACCAUUCCUCACUUGUACAGCCUAUGUUGGCCCUCCGGCUGAUCGUGCUCGACUGCAAGAUCAGUUGACCAAGACGGACAUCGUCAUCACGUCCUAUGAUAUCUGCCGAAAUGAUGCUGAUGUUCUCACCACAUUGAAUUGGAACUAUCUUGUUCUUGAUGAGGGACAUCUGAUCAAGAAUCCUAGAGCCAAGGUCACUAUGGCAGUAAAGCGUCUGCUCAGUAAUCAUCGUCUCAUCCUGUCUGGUACUCCGAUUCAGAACAACGUCUUGGAACUCUGGUCCCUGUUCGAUUUCCUCAUGCCUGGUUUCCUUGGUACCGAGAAGGUCUUCCUCGAUCGCUUUGCCAAGCCUAUCGCUGCCAGUCGAUUCAGCAAGUCAUCCUCCAAAGAACAAGAAGCUGGUGCAUUGGCCAUCGAGGCCCUUCACAAGCAGGUCCUUCCCUUCCUUCUCCGACGUCUCAAGGAAGAAGUCCUUGAUGAUCUACCUCCAAAGAUCCUACAGAAUUACUACUGUGAUCUUAGCGAUCUUCAAAAGAAGCUAUUCGAGGACUUCACUAAGAAAGAAGGCAAGACGAUUGCUGAGAAAGCUUCACUUGGAGACAAGGAAGCCAAACAGCAUAUCUUCCAGGCCUUGCAAUAUAUGCGCAAGCUCUGCAACUCACCUGCUCUCGUCAUGAAGGAAGGUCACAAGCAAUACGAAGAGACCCAGCGACUGCUUGCAAAGCAAGGCACCAGUCUUCGCGACCCUAUCCACGCACCAAAGCUCACUGCUCUCCGAGAUCUCCUCGUCGACUGUGGAAUCGGUACCGAACCCUCAGCCGAGAAUGAACUCACGACCGAAACAUCCUACGUCUCUCCCCACCGAGCCCUCAUCUUCUGCCAAAUGAAGGAAAUGCUCGACAUGGUCCAAAACGACGUCUUAAAGAAGAUGUUACCCUCUGUCCAAUACCUCCGCAUGGAUGGUUCAGUCGAUGCAUCGAAGCGUCAAGAUAUCGUCAAUAAAUUCAAUUCGGACCCUUCAUACGAUGUCUUACUCCUAACUACGAGUGUCGGUGGUCUCGGGUUGAAUUUGACUGGUGCCGAUACCGUCAUCUUCGUGGAACACGACUGGAAUCCCCAGAAAGACUUACAGGCUAUGGAUCGCGCUCAUCGAAUUGGUCAGAAGAAAGUCGUUAACGUCUACCGGUUGAUUACUAGGGGUACCUUGGAGGAGAAAAUCAUGUCCCUCCAACGCUUCAAAAUCGACGUAGCAUCCACAGUAGUCAACCAACAAAACGCAGGCCUGGGAACCAUGGAAACAGACCAAAUCCUCGACCUCUUCAACCUAGGCGAAACAGCAGAAGGCAUCGACAAACCAACCUUAAACGGCGGGAACGGCGAGGAGAGAGAGGAGGAUAUGGUGGAUGCCACCGGAGAGGUGCGGGAGAAGGGGAAGAAGGGGUGGUUGGAUGAUCUGGGGGAGCUUUGGGAUGAUAAGCAGUAUGAGGAGGAGUUUGAUUUGGAUGGGUUUUUGAAGACUAUGAAGUAG
Molecule: messenger RNA, 5664 nt
Organism: Mollisia scopiformis
Lineage: Eukaryota; Fungi; Ascomycota; Leotiomycetes; Helotiales; Mollisiaceae
Exons: 3
Coding region: 1-5664 (1887 amino acids)
Molecular function (GO): ATP hydrolysis activity; ATP-dependent chromatin remodeler activity; TBP-class protein binding
Source: RefSeq, a predicted model, not a curated record